AUGCCUGUCAACACUAGGAGCAACACCAAUGGAGGAAACAAUGGGCAGUCCAACAACAACAACAACAGCAGCAGCAACAACAAUGAUCACAGCGGGACUAAUGCCAGCCCUCCUCCUCUGAAUCAGCCCAUGACCAUAGAGCAGUUGAUGACUAUGCAGACUCAGCUGAUGCAAGGAAUGGCACAUAUUAUGAAUAACAUGCAGCAGAACCAAAAUCAGAAUCAGCAGCAGAAUCAGAACCAGCAGCAAGGAGGUAACAACGCGUUUGCCCCACCUAGGGACAAGCGUGGAGAGUUCAUGAAGGGACGUCCACCGUUCUUCUCUCACUCAACUGAUCCUAUGCAAGCUGAGGACUGGCUUAAAGUUGUGGAGAAGCAGCUGGUCAUUGCUCAGUGCAAUGACAGGGAGAAGGUUCUGUAUGGCUCUGGGCAGCUUCAGGGAGCAGCACAGGACUGGUGGGAUUCGUACUGCUUCGCACAUCAGGACCCAGAUACUAUCACUUGGGAUGAGUUCAAGGUCGCCUUCAAGACUCAUCAUGUGCCAGCUGGAUUGGUGAAGCUAAAGAAGAAAGAGUUUCUGUCUCUGAAGCAGGGCUCCAUGACAGUUUGUGAGUACCGUGACAAGUUCACUCAAUUGUCGCGGUAUUGUCCAAAUGAGGUGGAGAACGAUGAAGACAAGCAAGAUCACUUCCUGGAAGGUUUGAAUGAUGGUCUGUCCUACAUGAUGUCAAAUGUCAAGUAUGCCAGCUUCCAGGAAAUGGUGGACAGGGCAUUGGUGCUUGAGAGCAAGCGCCGCAAGAUGGAAGACAAGAAGAGGAAGUAUAAUUCCUCUCAGCAGCAGGCUGGUGCCAGCCGUCCCCGCUACAACAAUCAGCAGGGCCCUCAGUCUCGCCCUGCAUAUCAGUCUGGUAACCAAGGACAGCAGCAGAAUGUCAGGUACAGCAACCAGAGUCAGCAGACGAGCCAGCGCUACAACAACAACCAAGUGCAGCGCCUCGCUAGUCAGGCGCCUCGCCAGAAUGCCCCAGCACCAUCAGGCUCUCGCCAGAACUCCAACACUGUCCCAGUGAAGCCCAACGCCAACCCCACCCCCACUGGAAAUACCUGCUUCAAGUGUGGUCAGCUUGGACACUACGCGAAUGCGUGCCCCCAGAGGCAGAAGAAUAACAAUAACAAUGGAAGGGUGAAUCAUGUGAAGCUGGAAACUGCUGAGGAGGCUCCAGAUGUGGUAGUUGGUUCGGGUGCAUAUAGACUUCACCCGAUCCGAACCCGCCCCGUUGCCAUCCUUAAGGUUGCCAGGGAGGAUGACAACAAUAGGGAUGGAGUCACCAUGGAGCAUGAGGGUAACGUGGAGGAGGAGGUCACUAGCAAUAAGGACAUCAGAAGGAGGCUGACAUGGAGGAGGUCAUGGGAGAGGAGGAAGUCAUCGAAGAAGAGGAUUUCAUAG
This is a messenger RNA of Sorghum bicolor (sorghum), 1446 nucleotides long. Its product is annotated as GATA zinc finger domain-containing protein 10-like. Gene Ontology annotation, molecular function: zinc ion binding; nucleic acid binding. Lineage: Eukaryota; Viridiplantae; Streptophyta; Magnoliopsida; Poales; Poaceae. The transcript has 2 exons. The record is from RefSeq and is a predicted model, not a curated record. Bases 1 to 1446 code for a protein of 481 amino acids.